Molecule: messenger RNA, 3517 nt
Organism: Colossoma macropomum (tambaqui)
Lineage: Eukaryota; Metazoa; Chordata; Actinopteri; Characiformes; Serrasalmidae
Gene: cebpz
Product: CCAAT enhancer binding protein zeta
Exons: 17
Coding region: 27-3251 (1074 amino acids)
Cellular component (GO): nucleus
Source: RefSeq, a predicted model, not a curated record
UCCAGGACCUGCGCCUCUCUAAGCCCAUGUGUGUAGUUUCCAGCAUGGCUACGAAAGGCAAACAGCGGCCAAAAGCCGUGAGACGGGAGGAAAAUGAAGAGGACACGUUUGAAAAUGACAACGACGAAGCAGAGGAAGGGGGGCAGGACGGGGACGAGGAGUUUACUCUGGAGGAUGUCCUGCGUUUGGGUGGCACUAAGGCAGACUAUGUUAUGCUUGUUGGCCUCGAUGACAGUAACGAGCUAGUAAAUGGCGGAAAGAAGGGUGCCAUCGACGAUUUGGAGGAUGGUGAACUAGAACAGUUCAUCACGAAGCUGGGAAUCCGUAACUAUUUAGACCAGCAGAUUGUGAAAGAAGACGGCGACGAUGAUGAUGAACAAGAGGAGAAACCCACAGAACCCGCUGAGAAAAAGGAGGUCAAGAAAAAGGAACCUUCCAAAACAGAGUCUGACAAAGCCAAGCAAGAAGCGGAGCGCAAGAAGAGGGAUAAAGAGGCAAAGAAAGCAGCAGCUGCUGUAAAGAAGGCCAGGCAAAACGCGAGCAUUUUCGAGUUCUACCCCAGACAGACGCUUUUGGUCAAACCUGGGGGAAAAUGGUAUGAUAUAGACUACACUUCAGAGACCAGCUCUUCAGCUCAAGACGAGUCAUUAGUUUCUCAGUACAAAGUUUUGGCUCAGAAGCUCUUUGAGGCCGAAGCUGAACUCUAUAAAACCAAGAAGAACUUUCAGAAAGGAGCCAACACGACCUGGAUGAAGAAUGUUGUUUCUACAGGAACUCUGGCUGACAGAAUGGCCGCUCUGACGAUUUUGAUCCAGGAUGCUCCGGUGCACUGUCUGGAGCACAUUGAGAGCUUGGUCACUUUGGUCAGAAAGAAGGGCAGUCGCAGGGAAGGUCUGAUGGCUGUGGAAACCCUUAAGGAACUUCUGUUGUCUGACCUUUUGCCAGAGAAGCGUAAGCUUCGUGCCUUCGCACAGCGACCUUUCAACGAGCUGGAGGAGCGAGCCAGCGGCAACAGAGACGUCCGAGACCGGAGGCUAAUCCUGUGGUACUUUGAGCACAAGAUGAAGCUGAUGAUGGCUGAGUUUGUGGUGGCCCUUGACACUUUGGCUCAUGACUCCGUCCUGGCCUCUAAAACCAAGGCGCUAACCACUGCUCAUGAGCUGCUCUGUAACCGCCCAGAGCAGGAAAAAGCCCUGCUGGCUCACAUAGUCAACAAGCUAGGAGACCCUGAGUACAAAGUGGCCUCCAAAGCGUCCUAUCUGUUGGAGACGCUGCUCCACAAACACCCCAACAUGAAAGGGGUGGUCUGCACCGAAGUGGAGAACCUAAUGUUCAGGCCCAACAUCAGCCCCAAGGCUCAGUACUACGCCACCUGCUUUCUCAACCAGGUCAUGCUGAGCCACGAGGAGGCCGACCUGGCCACCAAACUCAUCACCAUCUACUUCACCUUCUUCCGCAUGUGCGUCAAGAAGAAAGACGUGGAGUCCAAAAUGCUCAGUGCUCUGCUGUCAGGAGUGAACAGGGCGUAUCCGUACACUAAGGUGGGCGACGAGAAGGUGCAGGAGCAGAUGGACACACUGUUCAGAGUGGUGCAUAUGGUGAAGUUCAGCACCGCACUGCAAGCUCUAAUGCUGCUAUUUCAAGUCAUGAACUCUCAGCAAUCGGUGUCAGAUCGCUACUAUGUAGCUCUUUACAGGAAGCUGCUGGAUCCAGGCUUGUCCGUGUGCUCGAGGCAGAGCAUGUUCCUCAACCUGCUGUAUAAAUCCCUGAAAGCAGACGUAGUCCUGCGGCGGAUAAAGGCUUUUGUAAAGAGGCUUCUGCAGGUCAGCUGUGAGCAAAGCCCAGCCUUCGCAUGCGGAGCGCUCUUCCUGGUGUCAGAGGUGAUGAAGAGCAAGCCUGGCCUCAAGCUCCUUCUACAAGAACAAGAGGAUGCUGAGGAGGAAAAGUUUGAAGACCUUAAAGGGGAAGAUGAUGAUGAGGAGGAGAGGUUUGUGGAUGCUGAUAAAGUUGAAGAGGGACAGAGUGAAAAACCUGAGCAGCCCAAACCAACUGCAUCUUGGGUACAUCACCAAAACCUGGAGGGUGGUAAAAGCAGGGAGGCGUAUGACCCGACUCACAGAAAUCCUUUGUACUGUGGAGCAAACUACACCACACUGUGGGAGCUGCAGAAGCUCUGUGUUCAUUUCCACCCCUCCGUGGCUCUUUUUGCAAGGACCAUAAUGCAGGGAGAGUUCAUCCAGUACACAGGAGACCCUCUGCAGGACUUCACACUCAUCAGGUUUCUGGAUCGCUUUGUGUUCAGAAACCCCAAACAAAUAAAGGGCAAACAAAACACAGAAGCCACUGUAAUGCAACCAAAGCACAGACAGUCCAUGAGUAACGUCCGCUCAUUACCUGUAAACUCCGAGGAGUAUCUGGCGAAAGAGGAGAGUCAGAUCCCUGUGGAUGAGGUGUUCUUUUACAGGUUCUUUAAGAAACGUGAGGGAGAGAAGCGGCUGCAGAAGCCUCGAGGAGGUGAUGAUGAGAGUGUGGAAGAUGUGGAUGAUGAUGAGUUUGACCGAAUGCUUGACACUUUUGAGGGCGACAGCUUCUUUGCGGAUUUUAAGGAUGCUGAGCUGGACUUUGCUGGUAAUGUGAAGGCCAAAUCCAAGAAAGGCAAAAAGGCUGAAGACUCUGACUCUGACCUGGACUCAGAAGAUGACCUGGAUGAUGAGGAAGUGUCUCUGGGAAGUAUGGACAGGGAAGAGUUUGGAGACGAGCUAGAGGAGGAAGGUGGCGAGUUUAUGGACCUUGAGGGAGAGGAUGAGGAAGAAGUACCAGAGCUCGAGGACGACGAAGGAGACUUUGAUGGUGAGGAUGAAGACAUGGAUGAUCCACCAGACAUCAGAACAAAACUCAAAAAGGGAAAGAGGAAAUCGUCAGAGCAGUUUGACUUCUCUGGAUCUUUGGGGCUGAAACCAGAAAAGAAGAAAAAGAAAGGAAAGAAGGAUGUAGCAAUGUUUGCAUCAGCUGAAGAGUUUGGGGAACUGCUGGAUGAAAACGUGGGCUCCAUGUUUGACAACCUUGGCAUGAACGCGAUGGCCAACAAAGAUAAAGCCAGUGUCAAACAACUGAAAUGGGAAGCCCAGCGUGACGAAUGGAUCCGAGGGCGCGACGUGAAGACGCUCCGGAGGAAAAAGACCAUGUUUAAAAAAAGGAAACAGUUUGGAAAAGCCAAACCAGCCAAAAGAACUGCUGGCAAAAAGAAAUGAACAGUCUGACAUCCUCUUGUGUAUCUGUGUGCCUUUAAUCUUGCUUAGACCACGCUUCCCGAUCUGCUUCCCGGAUGCCAUAAAUUCCAGACCACUCGUUGGACUUGUAAAAAACUGAGAGUAAAGGAAGAGUGUUAAGUUCAUCAGGGAGUUCGUUAUUCAUGUUUAGUUGCCCUGUUAGUGGCAAAUGUUGCUAUCAAGGACACAAAACUACGGAUCCCCGGAGGGGACGGAGGUAAAAAAAAAAAAAAAAUUAUAAUUUGAGC